UGCAUACAUUUGUACGACGGCGUUAUGUAACUACGCCGCCUCCAUCUAAACAGAAGUUAGUACACAUGCGAUACAUGUUAAACAAAUAUGCAUCACUUGAAGCGGGAUUGAGAAUACAGAAUUACGAGAUCCCGUAUGGAGGAUUCAGUCUGCACGAAAACCAUACUAAUACGCGGAAGUCAAUCUAG
Molecule: messenger RNA, 188 nt
Organism: Paraglomus occultum
Lineage: Eukaryota; Fungi; Glomeromycota; Glomeromycetes; Paraglomerales; Paraglomeraceae
Source: the annotation of a GenBank genome assembly